Prorocentrum cordatum is the source of this 387-nucleotide messenger RNA. The record is from the annotation of a GenBank genome assembly. Lineage: Eukaryota; Dinophyceae; Prorocentrales; Prorocentraceae.
GGGCCCGGGCGCAGCGCCCGAGUGCUCCGCCGGCCGGUCGCGCCCAGCAGUGCGGGCACAGGGCGUCGAGAGCGAGGGCGGCUGCAGGGAACUUGCGGCUCCAUGUCCUACGACGGAAGGUCCGGCGGCGGGGGCUACGGGCCCGUGCCGAGCCCGCACGGCGGCUACGACGGCGGCGGCGGGCCGCCCGGCGCCUACGACGCCGGCGGCUACGGCAGCUACCCGCCGACGCAGGCUGGCGGCUACGGCCACCCGGGCGGCUACGACCAAUCAGGCGGCUACGCUGGCGGCUACGGCGGCCAGCCUGGCGGCUACGGCCAGCAGCAGCAGCCUGGCGGCUACGGCCAGCAGCAGCAGCCUGGCGGCUACGGCCAGCCAGCGCCGCAG